AAUAGUUGCUUCUGCACAUGUGUAAGUUAAGCAAUGUAAAGUCUCAUCAAAAAAAAGAAGAAGCUAUGAGUGAUUAAGUAAAGAUGAUUCCUAUUACAAUAUGAAUGCAAGGGAGUCAUGCCCUAGGCUAUCCAUACUCCUAGGCAUGUCUCUUUGGGUGUGAAUAUGCUUGCAUUGUCAUAGUCAGAACAAAGGAUAUGUAAGCAAACACAUGCAUAGCAGUAUUCUUCACACAGAUGACAAAUGAAAUAUUGUACAGAAGGAAUACACUUACAUUUUUUUUCAUAUUAGCAUCUGUCGUUCCCUCAUUUUAAUCUGAUAGGCAUAGGGGGUGAUCAGGGAAAUCUCCGAAGCUUGAGAGUGAACUGCAGGAAGCUAAGAUAGAAACCCAAGUAAGGAAGGAGAAAAAAAUACUGGACAAGGCCUGCUCUUUCUUUUUUGUGUGUCUAUAAAGUGGCCAUCCUCACUGAGAGAAUAGGCAGGGGUCUCCUCCCUUCCUAUUGUUCUUUGCCUCUAAGGAAGGAAACCCUCGUGGUCCCUCUGUCAUACUGCACAAAGUGCUAUGCUAUUGUUUGUACUCCUGAAAGUUUCUGGAAUGUUACAAAGUGCAGCCCCGAAUUCAGACAAUUAGAAUGCCCUUCGUAGAGUGCAUACAGAGUUCCACUUCUUUUUAGCUGUCUUUGGAACCUGUGAGUUGGACCACAUUGUCUGACUUGAUCACAGUUAAAACCAGUUGCUUGCAUUCACUUCAGUGGAAUGUGGAAUCUUUUGUACCACCCACUAUUUUAUUGUAUGCAUGAUAUGGCUUAUAUGUAGGCAAAGAAUUGUAAGGUAUAUUUAGAUGAACAGUAUUUUUCAUGCAGCAGUAGCAUAAGUGCAAUGAAAAUUUGUCUAGGUAAAGUCAUCCAAGUUUCCUUCUGAUUAACUCUCGAGCAAACUUCUUCUGAAUUGUUAAACACAGCAGCUUGAGCCUUGAGGAAGAGCAGAUUGAACGGGAGUGUCAAUGAUUCAUGAAUUUCAAAAUAAGAAACCAGUCAGGAAAAUAAGUGCAUUAUAGGAAACAGAAACGUUGAACUAAUCGGCAUUGAUAAGAUAAGCCAGUCAUGAUGGCAUAAGUUUGCGAACGCAUAUAAAUACAAGGUGAGAACAUAAAUAUGAUGGAAGGUUUUGACUGAUGAGAAGGCAAGGAGUCAUAACAACAUCAAUAGAGUCGAAAUCAGUAAUAGAGUAUUAGUAAAGCUUAACCAUAAAAAUAACCAUCACGAACUGCCCAACUAUUUCUGGGCUAGCUUUUUGAAUUCCCACUAAUAUGUGAUUCCUGUUGAUGGCUACCUCUGAUUGCAAAGCAAUUUGCAGCACUUUUAAGAAAUCCCGUCCUAUCACUCGUUGAUAACAAACUAAGACCAUUUGAUAGUUUGCCAUGAUUGCAACUAUUGCCCAUCAAUAUUACCAUCCAUCUAUUUUGCCAAGGCUCGCAAUUAGCAUCAAUGGAGUUAGAGCAUCAACGACGUUGCUGAAAGCGAAAAACAAAUUCGAUGUCAGAUUGGAAAUUCUGGAAGAGUUGCAAGAUGAAGAGCAGCUGAGAGAUGAUACUCAUGUGCAGUGAGAACUGAGACUUCCUACCAACAGUAAAUUCAGUAAAGAGCUAGACAGCAAAGAAUGGGUGGUGAAAAUGAUGGUGCACAAGCAUUGGACACUGCAGGCUUGGAGUCCAGGACCAACUCCUCCUGACACCCAUCACAUGCCCAUGCAGACAGCCAGAGACCCACCCACUAUGAGCAACCCACAUGAUAUUGUACAAAGAAAGGGACCAAAGCACCACUGACCUACUCAUUCCCUUUUUCAAAAUGUCAUCCCAUUUCCCCCACUUUAGAUUUCUCUCCAUCCUAAGGAUAACCAAUAAAACACCAACACUCUCCUCUCUCUCGACUCCUCAUUCCUAGAUUCAUCUGAUGUUAUAUUCCCUCCCAUCUACUUUCCUUGACAGAAUCUGACCAACAUGAAAAAAGAAAAAGAAAAGAGAAAAAAGGGAAAGUCAUUGUCUUUCUAGGAUGUCAGAUGUUCUUUUUCUCCUCCAUAUUUCCUCACCUUCUCAUCUGUCUUCCCCUUGGAUUCUGUGCAGUUGUACCACCUGCAACUCUUCUUUCUUUUGUUCUCAUGGAGUUUUUUAAUACACUGAAUUCUUCAUUUGUUUUCUUGUACUAAUUGAAGAACGGAGGAUGGACAGUGUUUUAGGCCAAUGGAAUUUUAUGCAAAUAAAGGUGCAGGCUAUUUCUUUUGGCUGGCAGUAGAUUGACUUGGAUAUUUUCCAUGUCGUUGCAAGAUUUGUGGAGGGCUGUCGUUUGGAACAUUCAGGAAGUAUUGGGCUCUUGAGCAUAAGUUUUGGCUUUUAGGUUCUGUGAGAGCAAUUUUUAUAGAGUUGUAGGGCAUGAAAGAUUAAGGAUGCCUGCAAAACUUCUAAACACAUUCACCGACGACAAGCCGGAUUUGCAUAAGCAAAAUGGAUGCAUGUCCAGCAUCUUUCUGAUGUUCAACCGCCGCCACCUGCUCACCAGGAGGCACCUAAAUGGAAGCAGCCAUGGGUGGCACCCUUCAGGCCACGCCCCUUUAAACUGCAGAAGUCACGGAACAGAGCAGAAUGGAUAUUCUCUGCAGAUUAUUUUGGAGAAGAAUCUCAGCAAGAGUCCGAAUGAAAACCGAAGAGUUUCGAUGGAUUCAUCGAGGGCUUCUUGUUCAUCUUCAUCUUGCUCAUCAUUUUCAUCUUUUGAGUGUAACAAAUCAACUCAACAAGAUUCCUCCUCCUUUGACCAAACAUUCUUUGCAGAGAAGUCCCCAAAGAAUUCACCAAAAACAAGGAGUUCAGACAUUGAUACCAGAUCCAUCUGCCCUGAGCCUUGCGGUGACCUCCCAAUUGCGUCAACUAGGUCCAAUCAGCAAUCCCUUGAUUUCAGAAACAUUGUUAAGGACUCUAUCUACAAAGAUGCUCAAAGUUUAUCAGUAAAAACUUCAACCCGGGAGGAGGUAAAAAUCCAUGCAUACAAGCACAGAGACUCUCCGAGGCCUAUGCUUCUUUCCAAAUCGAUGGAUGGAACCUGCAAAAUUGGGAUUGAUGGGAAGCAGAAAAUGCCGAUGGAUCUCAAUGAGUCCCUUAGAGUUCUGAAGCAACCUAAAGAAGCACCUUGCUAUUUUGCUGAAGCUAGUGAACUGCCAAAAUGUUCAUAUGAAGCGAAACAUGCCUCCUUAGACCCAGUAUCAAGUGAAACUCCUCGGUUCUCAUGUGACGGGAGAGAAUUCUCACGACGGUCUCUGGAUUCCAGAGAGCAUAGAAUGUCUACCGCUGCAAUUAAGCUCACAGAGCUACCAAGACUGUCACUGGAUAGCAGAGAAAGUUCCCUGAUGAGUUCUAACCUUGAUUGGAAACUGAACUCAUUGCUGAACGAUUUAGAGAGAAGUAGAGCCCACCAAAGAGUCUCUACAACCUCAAACCUGCAAUGGGAAUUGGGUAGUCCCAAUCACCCUUCUGGUGUCAUUGUGAAGCUCAUGGGCUUGGAGGCACUUCCCAGCUUGGAUUCAGCAGCAGAGGAACCAAUCACCAGAAAAGGCAAUGGACUGAGGGGCAAUAACUCAUCACGAAAGCCAUUAAGAGCCAUUCCAGAGAGCAAGGAUGAUCAGCGCUCGCACUCUCCAAAGACCUCCCUCAAAGAUUCUGUUAGGCCAAAGGUAAAAGGUGGUGAUUCAGUUGUGCAACAAAAUUAUAGAUCAAGGACUGUAACCCAAGCAGCUUAUAGGAGGCAGCAGGAUAGCGACCAUGUCCCCGGAAAAACAACAUUAGGAUACCGAGAAGCUCAUGUGAAGCAAGAAACUGAGUUUGUUUAUAGUGAGGUAGAAAAAAGAUCGAAAGAGCUUAAGUUCCAGCAACCCAAUAAAGACCUUAGAGCUCUUAAACAGAUAUUGGAUGCCAUGCAUGCAAAGGGACUGUUAGAAACCCAGAAAGGUGAGGACUUCCACUACAAGAUAACAGUCCGGGAAGACUGCAGCAACCAUAUCCCAAUUGGGGAUUUUCAGAAUUCCAGAUCACAAAAUGUCAGAAAACCAUCAAUUGAAGGAAGUAGUUCUCCAAGAGCUCUGGAGUCUCCAAUUGUAACUAUGAGACCUGCAAGGUCUGUCAAAUCUUCAGCUCCCUCACUUAUUCCUCUUGAAAGCCUAUCAGGUCUCCAGAAGCUGCGCACCAGUGAUCCAGUGGAUAGAAAGAAGGGCUCUGCAAACAGCAAAAUGGUUAAAGAUCAACCUUCAAAAGGCAGUCACAAGAAGUCUAGCAAUCAAUUUCUUCUCUCCACGGAAAAUGGUGUACACAGAACUAGAUUGUAUCACAUGCAUGGUUUGCCUAGUCCUCAGCAGUCCCUGGGAGAAAACAGUGGAAGCUCAGAAAGAAUUUCAAGCUCUCUGAGCCCAAGACUACAGCAGAGGAAAUCAAAAGCAGAGAAGACAUGUCCCCCUCCUAUCCCUCCUGAUGUAAAUAAGCCCCGAAGGCAGUCUCCCAAUAGACGACCAUCUGAAUUGGUUUCUCCAAGAGGCAAGCUCGGACUAAAAUCAUCCCAUGCACUACAGUCUGAUGAUCAGUUGAAUGAAAAAGCCAGUGAGUUGAGAAAUUCUGUUCAUUUAGAAGACGAAAUCUCGCAAUGGUCUGACAACAAUACUAGUUUGGAAUCACAGACUGAUGUAGUAGAAGUAAUGAGUGCCGACCAGUCUACGGCCACAAACUCAGCCUUCUUUCAGCAAGGCUUCAAGAGUCCAUCAAGGAGACGUGCCAAUUGUGCAGCUUUAGUCUUGAACCAGAAGAAGCCAUCAUUCAUUUUAAAUGAAGAUAUUUCACCUAAGGAGCUUGCAACCGAACAGCCAAGUCCUGUCUCCGUCCUUGAUGCCUCCUUUUACCAAGAUGGCUUGCCACCUUCUUCUGUGAAGAAGAGAAAUCCAAAUGUGUUCGAAGGUGAAGACUUAUGUGCCUAUAACUUCUCACUUUCAAAGCACAGAGAUGAGAAAAAUCCUACUUCAGAUGAUGGCCGGAAAACAAUUGGCCUGCCUGAUGCCCCACCACCCAAGAUGAUCUCUGAAAUUGACUACAAGAAACUUCAACAGCUUACCUCAACAAAUGAUGAACCAUCCACCAUCGAUCUCAUCGCUUCACCGAGCGACACCAAGAACGUGGAUCACCAAUAUGUAUCUGAAAUACUAUUAGCAUCCAAUCUUUUAGUCACAGACGGCCGCAGUUGUGGACUCAGGUGUUCGAUGCCCAUUCAGCUCCAUCCAACAGGCCAUCCCAUCAACCCUCGAACAAACUUUACCUGGCUCUCAAAAGCUGAACCUGUUCAGGAAAAAACUCUCCAGCCGAAGCCAGAUUCAGAGAAGCUUCACCGGAAGCUUGUUUUCGAUGUAGUAAAUGAGAUUCUGCUUCAGAAGAUGGAGUUAGUGAACCCUAGACAUCGCCACAACCACCUGCUUGGAGCUAGGAAGCUUUGCAGCCAAAAUUUACUGAAAGAACUUUGCUCGGAAGUUGAUCAACUCCAAGCUGAAAGGUUAAAGGCUAGCAGCUUUGAUGAUGACAGUGAUGGCAACUUAAUAUCAUGCAAAGAUCUGCUGCGUCAGUCAGAAGGGUGGACAGACUUUGGAAGCGAGCUGGCAGGCUUGGUUUUGGAGAUUGAGAGAUCGAUAUUUAAGGAUCUAAUCGAUGAGGUUGUCACUGGUGAGGCAGCAAAUGCAGCUGUUUGCUAAGUGCAGUAAUUAACUUUAUAUUUUGUAUCUCUUGCUUUAUCUUGUGAAAAUACACUAUUAUUUAGCCAAUGAAAUGGCUCUUCUAUUUA
Messenger RNA from Phoenix dactylifera (date palm), 5858 nucleotides. RefSeq names its product protein LONGIFOLIA 1-like. Gene Ontology annotation, biological process: regulation of monopolar cell growth. The record is from RefSeq and is a predicted model, not a curated record. Lineage: Eukaryota; Viridiplantae; Streptophyta; Magnoliopsida; Arecales; Arecaceae.